AUUGAGAUCUUAUAAAAAAAUUAAUUUGUUAAAAUGCAAUACGAAAGGAUUAUUUGUUGUUGUGGGGCAUCAACGUGGACAAAAGUUAUGGCAUGGUUUCAAAUUGUGGGAAAUUUCAUUCUAAUUAUUGUAUUUGCACUCGGUAUUGCUGGCCUGAUAACGUCUGUUAAACCAGAAUAUGUUGAUAUUCCUGCCGCAUGGAAGAAUUUAGCGAUUGUCGUGGUAGCAACUGAAAUGGUGGUAGCCAUCGUUGGAUUUAUAAUGGGCAUUAUUCUACUAAUUGGUACAAAACAAAAACGACUCGGUUUCCUACGAGCGUGCCUCAUCUACGCUGGCGCUGCAAUUCUGAUUUUAGUUGCUGCCCUGUUUAUAAGUGCUGCAAGCUCAUUCUACGAUUACUCGGUAGGUUACUCAAAUAGUUUAAAGGUUGUAGGUAACCUUGUGGGAAUUUUCGCAAUGGCAUUCUGUUUUGUCGUUAUCCACAUUCACAUCAGAGAAAUUCGUGGUGGCGUGUUUAUGGAAUGAAAUAUGACAAAUUCAUCAUUUCCUUCUUCAUGACAAAUUCAUGAAACCAAUAAAUUGGAUGAUUUUUAUCAAAAUCAAA
This is a messenger RNA of Bradysia coprophila, 604 nucleotides long. RefSeq lists its product as uncharacterized. The record is from RefSeq and is a predicted model, not a curated record. Lineage: Eukaryota; Metazoa; Arthropoda; Insecta; Diptera; Sciaridae.